This is a messenger RNA of Branchiostoma belcheri (Belcher's lancelet), 1864 nucleotides long. RefSeq names its product cytosolic 5'-nucleotidase 3-like. Gene Ontology annotation, molecular function: magnesium ion binding; 5'-nucleotidase activity. The transcript has 9 exons. Gene Ontology annotation, cellular component: cytoplasm. Bases 134 to 1162 code for a protein of 342 amino acids. The record is from RefSeq and is a predicted model, not a curated record. Lineage: Eukaryota; Metazoa; Chordata; Leptocardii; Amphioxiformes; Branchiostomatidae.
AUAACUGGUAUCGUCUACUGGUCUUUCCAUAGAUUAAAUUUCUGGCGUCGCUCUGCCGUAUUUUAUCCGUCCUGGUUUCUCUAUAAAUAUCCUGCUGCAGCGGUUGUUAGCUCUUUCUCCUUCCGAACAAGCUAUGGCGAGGACAUCGGGCUGGAACACUACGGCAGCGGUGGUGACCGGGGCCGCCUGCGCCCUGGCCGGGGCCGCUCUGGCCGGAUACCUUUUGUCCGGCCGGCGCCCAAAGAAACGGACCAAGAUCAUUGAAAUGGUAAAGAUUUACAAGGUGAUGUCAUGCUUUUCACAGAUGGAGGAACUCCAGAAGGAGAAUGUUUACAUCAAGGAUGCAGAGAGAGUGGAGAAACUUCUGUGUCAGCUCAUCCAGGAUGGCAAGAGUAAACUACAGAUAAUCACGGACUUUGACAUGACAUUGUCUCGUUUCUCCAUCAAUGGGAAGCGGUGUGCCACGUGUCACAAUGUACUAGAAAACUCGAGCCUGGUGCCUGAGUCAAAAAAACAAGUUCUGGAUGAAUUGAGAGAUACCUACUACCCUAUAGAGAUCAAUGCCAAGAUGACAAUAGAGGAGAAGAUCCCAUUCAUGAUGGAAUGGUGGACAAAGGCUCAGUCAACUAUUGUUGCAUGCAACUUCCGGAGGGAAGACCUCACCAGAGCUGUCAGGGAGUCUAAUGCUAUGCUCAGAGAUGGUUGUGACUGGCAGUUCAGCACUCUCCAUGAGCACAAGGUUCCGAUGUUGAUCUUCUCGGCAGGGAUCGGAGACAUUCUGGAGGAGAUCAUCAAGCAGCACUCCCAGAUGUACGCCAACAUGAGGGUGGUGUCCAACUACAUGGACUUCAACCAUGAUGGUAUGUUGGUGGGUUUCAAGGGAGACCUUGUGCACACAUACAACAAGAAUGAGGGAGCCCUGCGGAAUUCGGACUACUUUACAACACUAAAGGAUCGCCGUAAUAUCAUCCUGAUGGGAGACUCCAUGGGUGAUCUCAGGAUGGCUGACGGGGUGCCAAACAUGCAACAUAUCCUCAAGAUAGGCUUUCUCAAUGACAAUAUUGAGGAGAGGUUAGAGAAAUACAAGGAAGCGUAUGACAUUGUGCUAGUGUCAGACAGCACCAUGGAUGUACCAAAUGCUAUUUUGAAAAAGAUUCUAUAGAGGCAAUAUUGUCACUAUCCUUAGAGAAUACAUAGGCCACAUGGGGUAAGCUUGGUUUUAUGUAGGUACAUCUGGAGGCAUUGGAUUCAGCUGUGGAGUUCAGCACUUCCAAGUGCAGUUCAAUUCCACGGCUGUGGACGAACAUCAUGAUUUUUUUUGGAACUGAGUCCAGUGCAAUGGAGCACCUUAUUCUUAUGUCCAUAGCAGCAAAAGUAAUUUUUAGUGGUUAGGAUCAAGCAUUAAGCUAUGAUAUUUUAAGUACCAACUAUUUACUAGAAAAGGUGACCUACAGCCAGAAAUAUUAUGGUAAGGUUUGAUAUCAAAUGUGAUGAAGUCUACAACCAUGGACAAGCCAACAUCCUUUCACAAAUGAUAAAUUCCAUGGCCAAUUCCAAUUUGCCAGACAUACCUCUAUCAUAAAGGUAUACACAUGCACAUGAGUUACAAAUAGGUUUCUGUCACCACACACGAAGCAAUUUCUUGGUUGCUGGUUACUGGGGUAGAUGAAAAUCAAUCUAAUGUAUCUAUGAUAUGUUUGUGUGGCCAUUUUGGGGGGGAGGGGGUAGUUUUACUAAUGUUGUCAACGGGUCGUUGACUUUAAGAUGAUAACUCUAAUGGAAAACUUUUAAAGAUUUUUUCUUUGUACAAGAAAAAAGGAAAUUUUGAAAUUUUAAAGCACAUUUAGAGACGUGACAAAAAACA